AUGGGCAGUGGGAUUGAGCUCACCCUCGGCAAGUUUGCCGACGACACCAAGAUGUGUGGUCUGGCACCGAAGAAGGCAGCCAUCACCGAGGGACCGUCGCUACCAGGACAGCCUGGCCAAGGGAAGAAGAUAGGUCAUCGAGGCGUUGAUGCUUCUGGUGAAACCACCUACAAAAAGACCACCUCAUCCACUCUGAAGGGGGCCAUCCAGCUGGGGAUUGGAUAUACUGUCGGCAAUCUGAGCUCCAAGCCAGAGAGAGAUGUCCUGAUGCAGGACUUCUACGUGGUGGAAAGCAUUUUUUUCCCAAGCGAAGGCAGUAACCUCACCCCGGCCCACCAUUACGCUGACUUCAGGUUCAAGACCUAUGCACCAGUGGCUUUUCGGUACUUCCGAGAACUCUUUGGGAUUCGUCCAGAUGAUUAUUUGUAUUCGUUAUGUAACGAGCCUCUGAUAGAGCUAUCGAACCCUGGUGCCAGCGGCUCCCUCUUCUAUGUCACCAGCGACGAUGAAUUCAUCAUAAAAACUGUGAUGCACAAGGAAGCUGAAUUCCUACAGAAGCUCCUUCCUGGCUACUACAUGAAUCUGAACCAGAACCCACGGACGCUGCUGCCGAAGUUUUAUGGACUGUACUGUGUGCAAUCGGGGGGCAAAAACAUCCGUGUGGUCGUGAUGAACAACAUUCUGCCUCGCGUGGUGAAAAUGCACCUGAAAUUUGACCUGAAAGGCUCGACCUAUAAACGCCGGGCAUCCAAGAAGGAAAAAGAAAAGUCCAGCCCUACAUACAAGGAUCUCGACUUCAUACAAGACAUGCCCGAGGGCCUGAUGUUGGAUGCAGACACCUUCAGUGCAUUGGUGAAAACAUUGCAACGAGACUGUCUGGUGUUGGAAAGUUUUAAAAUCAUGGACUACAGCCUCCUGCUUGGGGUUCAUAACAUAGACCAGCAAGAACGGGAGCGACAGUCUGAGGGAGCCCACAGCACGUCGGAUGAGAAGCGUCCCGUGGGGCAGAAGGCACUUUACUCCACGGCCAUGGAGUCCAUCCAGGGUGGGGCUGCCCGGGGGGAGUCCAUAGACACAGACGACACGUUCAUCAAGAAGCUAGAACAUACCUGGAAGGCCCUUGUCCAUGAUGGGGACACAGUGUCAGUACACAGACCCAGCUUUUAUGCAGAGAGAUUCUUCAAAUUCAUGACCAACACGGUGUUUCGAAAGAAUUCCUCUCUGAAGUCAUCUCCCUCAAAGAAAGGGCGUAGUGCCUUGCUAGCUGUCAAGACAGCAGGUCCAACAGCUGCGUUUUCAGCUAGCCAGCUUCCCUCUGAAAAGGACGAAACACAGUAUGAUCUUCGUGCAGCCAGGAGUUACCCUACGCUUGAUGAUGAAGGGAAUUCCCUACGGGUUUCUGAGAUCCACCCCUCUGAGGAGGAGAGGAGCGAGAUCGCCAGCACCAAGCUGGACAGGAGUGCCGCCUGCUGGCUCCGGCUCGUGGCCAGGGACAGUGCGGGGCAGGACGGUACUGCCGAUAAACCCGGAGCUCGUCCCUUCCCCGAGACUGUGCCCUCGACUUGGUCACACGAGGAGGUGCGAGUUGAGGAGGAGCUUCAGCAGAUCAGCGUCGAGCUGGAGCCCAAGUGUGAUGUUGAGAUCGUAGCUCCCAAAGAAGAUGACAAAGAGUGA
Charadrius vociferus (killdeer) is the source of this 1674-nucleotide messenger RNA. It is a transcript of the gene PIP5K1C, whose product is annotated as phosphatidylinositol-4-phosphate 5-kinase, type I, gamma. Gene Ontology annotation, molecular function: phosphatidylinositol kinase activity. Lineage: Eukaryota; Metazoa; Chordata; Aves; Charadriiformes; Charadriidae. The coding region runs from base 1 to 1674 and encodes 557 amino acids. Gene Ontology annotation, biological process: phosphatidylinositol metabolic process. The transcript has 13 exons. The record is from RefSeq and is a predicted model, not a curated record.